Messenger RNA from Bufo gargarizans (Asiatic toad), 2171 nucleotides. Its product is annotated as oocyte zinc finger protein XlCOF7.1-like. Gene Ontology annotation, biological process: regulation of DNA-templated transcription. The transcript has 5 exons. The coding region runs from base 200 to 1591 and encodes 463 amino acids. The record is from RefSeq and is a predicted model, not a curated record. NCBI's taxonomy places the organism in Eukaryota, Metazoa, Chordata, Amphibia, Anura, Bufonidae.
UCCCUCAAGUGGAAGGUCCUCUAGCUUUUAUUAUUAUUAUGUAGCAUCUCCUGGGUGACUGUUGGACCCGACUACACAGGAGGCGGCGACCUCACCCUGCUGCUGCUGCCGGACUUGUGACUCCUCCCCCCCCCUCCUAGAAGACGCUCAGAGUUCACCAUCACUUCCACCCUCGAACACUUACAUCUGAGAAUUUGGGAUGGACAUAGCCAGCAGUCACCUGUGCCAGGAGGUCCUGAAACUAACCCUGGAGAUCAUCUACCUCCUGACUGGAGAGGACUACACCAUAGUGAAGAAGGCAGAAGAAGACAUCACCAUCCCUCCGCUGACCUCAGUGAUACAAAAGGAGAAUUAUGAUAAGAAGAUUCUACAACUCGCCAACCAAAUCACUCAGCUGAUCUCUGGAGAGGUUCCUCUACGAUGUGAGGAUGUAACGGUUUAUUUCUCCAUGGAGGAGUGGGACUAUGUAGAAGAACACAAGAGUGUGUACAAGGACGUCCUGAUAGAUGGGGACCAGCUCUCACCAUUGGAUCAUCACUACAGUGGGAAAGCCAUGGAAGAGCCUGCGAUCGGGUCAUCCGACUAUACAUGGGAAAGUAAAGAACUGAUACAAGAAUUUCAGCUAGAGAGCCUCAAUACCGCACUUCCCACCGCUGCCAUAUUUACUGCAGAUUUGUCCUUAGAUUCUCCUAAACACUCGGGACCUUCAUUUGAUACCUCAGAUAAUAUUCUUAAAAGUGAUGACUUAUUUACACCCCUCGAGCCUGACGAAUGUGUCAUCGAGAACCCGACCUCCAUAUCCUCUUUUCCAUUAGAUUUGCCUAUGGAUUCCCUUCCACACUGGAGAUUGCCACCAGAUGGCGCAGACGAUAUUCCUAGGAAUACUAAAUCGCUGGUACCUCCAGAAUCCGAUGAUUGUGUCCUUCAGAAUCCAAACUUUAUUUCAGAGAGCGCACCUUAUACCAACAAGAAGCCCUUCCCGUGUCCUGAGUGUGAUCGAUGCUUCAAGACAAAGAAAAGCCUUGCCGUACAUCUAAAAACCCACACAGGGGAGAGGCCGCUGACCUGCUCCGAAUGUGGGAAAAGCUUCAUCCACAGGCGGAGUCUCCUGGAUCACCGAAGAAUCCACACCGGGGAGAAGCCCUUCCCUUGUUCUGAGUGCGGAAAGCGCUUCAGACAUAAAGCCUGUGUUUUAAGACACCAGAGAAUCCACACGGGGGAGAAGCCAUACGGGUGUUCGGAGUGCGGGAAAUUUUUUGCGGAUAAAACGUCUCUUAAUCGUCAUCAACGAGUACAUAUUAGAGAGAAGCCAUUUCCAUGUCCUGAUUGCCACGCGUUUUUUGCGCGGAAGGAAUAUCUCGCCGACCAUAGGAAGAUUCACACCAGUGAAAGACCAUUUUCAUGUUCUUACUGUGAGAAGAGUUUCACCCAAAAAUCUACUCUUACCCAGCACCAGCAUAUUUGCUCUACAAAGAAAUCCUCCCGUAAAAAUGUAAAAAACAAAAAAAAUAGGGUGGUAAUAAAUCAUUCAAAACAUUUUAUAAAUGAAAAUGAACCCCUUAAGGACGCAGCCAGUUUUGGCGGGCUUUAGGGCAUGGCGAUUUUUUUUUUUUUCAUCUUCACAUUUUAAAAGCCUUAAUUUAUUUUUCCAUUGACGUAGUUGUACUACAGCUUUUCUUGUGGGAUUAAUUUUAUUUUGAUUGGCAACAUUUUGAGGGACAUGUAAUGUAUAACCUUCAUUAAUUGUCUUUUGGGAGGGGUCAGCGAUUCCGUCAUUGUUUUUUGCUAACUUUAGCUUUAAAAAAGGAAAAUAAGAAAAAAAUAUUUUUUAUCAGGCCUCAGAUCAGACAUGAAAAUAAAUAAAACGACUUACCUCUUCUGCUCUAGAUGGCGCGCUCUUCCUGCACACACCACUCCCUGGCCUUCUGCCAGCCACGCGCUGCCAACUACGUGCACUACAUUUUGAUCAGCACAACACAACGCCUGGAGAAAACUAGGGAGUGGUGGCUACGACCAGCACUAGCAGCGCUACACUCACCACCUCGCUCUUUCCCCCUGCACCUCCUGCAUACUAAUGAACGCUUCCAUACUGGAAGUGCUCAUUAAUAUUUUCUUUAUAAGAUGCACUGCCAUUUUGCGAGUGCAAAACAUUGUAAUUCGUUUUGCAUUCG